Molecule: messenger RNA, 7271 nt
Organism: Oryzias melastigma (Indian medaka)
Lineage: Eukaryota; Metazoa; Chordata; Actinopteri; Beloniformes; Adrianichthyidae
Gene: wwc1
Product: WW and C2 domain containing 1
Exons: 23
Coding region: 1189-4542 (1117 amino acids)
Biological process (GO): cell migration; regulation of DNA-templated transcription; regulation of hippo signaling
Cellular component (GO): cytoplasm
Molecular function (GO): kinase binding; molecular adaptor activity
Source: RefSeq, a predicted model, not a curated record
AAUACAUUUUAGGAGCAUCCUUGACUUAAAAAUCAUUCCCUCUACCUAUUAGAAGAAAAAGGAUUUAUAUAUAUUUUUGUAAAUCUCUAAAAAUAAUAAUAAUAAUUAAAAAAUAGGAAUGCCACAAAACUUUUAAAAUGUUUGUCAGUUUAGCUAGACUGAUAUGCUUUUUCCUUAUCCUUUAAUGUGUGGAUAAUCUUGGUUGGGAUUAUUUAUAUAUUGAUCCCUCCCAAUUGAAUUUAGAUUUCUGAAUACAGUUAGAAAUGUUCUUUUAAUUUUAUCUAUAUUUAUAUUUUCAUUUUUAAUUUAUUUAUUUUUUUAAAUUAAUUUUAUAUAUUUUUUUUCUCUUUUGGUAAUCCUUAAAUUGAAUUGUUUUGUCUCCACAUGUAUACAUGUAGUGUCAUCCCCCGUAAUAACUUAUUUGCAAAGAAAGAAAGAAAAAAAGCACCGUAACCGGAAGUGCUUUUUGCAAUUACCUGUGCUUUUAUUUUGAAAGCGGAAACUGUUUUGGCUGCGCGGGCUAACUUGACGCCAUAGCGAUUUGGGAACGACUGGAGUUUACCGCCGCCUGUCUGCCCCCCCUCCGCCGUCAACUGGGGCUAAACCGGCGUUAAGAAGAAGUUUGUUUCGGAGUGGAGCGGGUUCGGGUCCGGUUCCGACGCGCUUUCCUGAAGGCGGGUCGGAGUGCUCGGUGCCCCGCGGCUGUCCGGCCGCUAGCAUUGAUGACUGCUGCUAAACAUGGUGGCCUGCUGGACUAGGGACUAGGACCCAAACCGAGGUUCCGCCGGGGAGAAGCGGAGGACCGGCGCGGUCCGUGCCCCGUGAAGCGUGAAUAACCGCGGGUUUCUUCUGAAGCGGGUUCCAAGUUUUCCACGCGGGUCGGGAAAGUUGCGAGCCGCGCGGGGAGGCUCGCGCCCCGGCGCCAGGAGUCGGUUCGGCCGCCGCUGCGGAUGCUGGGAGUCGGUGCAGCGAGCUGGAUCUCCUUCAUCCCCCGAACGGUUCCGCUCGUCCGCGCGCGCAGGGUUCCCAACUAUUCUGAGGAUUAUUAUGGAUUAUUCCCGUGGCCUGAUCCCGAUCCGAAUCGCAGCAGGCCGGAGGUUCUGGGGUCCGGUGGUGAAGAUGAGAGAACGGAGCUCCUCAUCGGCGUGAUUCCGCUCUUAGAGGUCGGUACAUGGAGACUCGCCUGACAUGCCAAGGAAGGAGUUGCCGCUACCUGACGGUUGGGAGGAGGCCCGAGACUUUGACGGCAAAGUUUACUACAUCGACCACAUCAACCAGAGCACCAGCUGGAUCGACCCCCGAGACAGGCAGACGAAGCCUCUGUCGUUUGCUGACUGCAUCGGAGAUGAGCUGCCGGUGGGCUGGGAGGAGGCGUACGACCCCGUCAUCGGGCCGUACUAUGUUGACCACAACACCAAAAGCACCCAGCUGGAGGACCCGCGGGUGCAGUGGCAGCGGGAGCAGGAGGCCAUGCUCCGGGACUACCUGUCCGUGGCCCGCGACGCCCUCAGCACCCAGAAGGAGAUCUACCAGGUGAAGGAGCAGCGGCUGCAGCUGGCACAGCAGGAGUACCUGCAGCUGAACGAGGCGUGGAGGGACAAGUCCACGUCGCAGACGAGCCUCAAUUCCAGGUCGUCGUCUUCCAGCAAAUAUGACCCGGACAUCCUGAAAGCAGAGAUCGCCACGGCCAAAAGCCGGGUGAACAAGCUGAAGUGGGACCUGGCCUGCAUGAAGCAGGAGCUGCAGUUCAAAGAACAAGGCUUUGAGACCCUGAAGGAGAUCGACCAGAAGGUGUCCAGCAGCUCGUGCGGCUACAAGCUCCAGGAGACGCAGGCCAUCCUCAGCGAGGUGCGCUCCAUCCGAGACGCCAUCAGCUCCGGGGAGAAGGAGAAGCAGGAGCUCAUGCAGAAACUGGCCGUGCUGAAGGACGGCUUUGAGCUGGACUCGGGCUCCCAGCAGGAGCUGUGGAGCAGCGGCCCCACCACCCCCAGCCUCCAGACCCCCAUCCCUCGCCUGUACUCUGACGCCGGCUCCCAGACCGACAUCCCCGCGGAGCUGACGACGGGCAGCAACAAGCUGGCCGAGAAGGUCCGACUGAGCCUGAAGUACGAGGAGACCAAGAGACGGAUCGCCAACAUCGAGGUGCAGAUCGCUAAACUGGACAGUGAGGCGUGGCCGGGUCUGCUGGACCCGGAGCGAGACCGCCUCAUCCUCAUCAACGAGAAGGAGGAGCUUCUGAAGGAGCUGCAGUACGUCAGCCCCCGCCAGCGCCUGGAGCCCAACGAUGCGGAGAAGCUGGAGACGGAGAAGAAGCGUCUGGAGAAGGACCUGCAAGCGGCCAGAGAAAACCAGAGCAAAGCGCUGACCGAGAGGCUUCGGCUCCACUGCAGGAGGAGCAAGCUGGUCCGAGAGCUGGAGGAGAUGGUCCGGUUGGCCACGUCACUGCACAUGCAGCUGAAGAGCCUGUCGGACAGCACCCUCUCCUGUUCGUCCAGCAGCAGCCGGGGCUCCCUCACGUCCAGCCGCGGCUCUUUGGCCACCACUUCCAGCUUAGGCUCCGCCUCUUCGCUCAGCUUCACCGACAUCUACCUGGAGCAGCCGGAGCUGGCCGACCCGGACCUCCGGAACAAACUGGACACCCUCCUGCAGGAAGGAGGUCAACUGGGCUACCGGCCCUCCAGCUCCAUCACCACCAUCCACGAGCACGAGGUGGUGACGGGCUGCGGGGGGCGGGGCCAGGGAAGGGCUCAGGGCAAAGCCGACGCAGAAGGUUCUGGUCCCGGCGUCGGAGCUGAGGCCUCCAGGAUCCAGGCGCUCCGGCUGGAGGAGACCCCUCACUCCAUGAGCUCCUUGUCUCCGCGCUCGUCUCUGUCCUCGCUCUCCCCGCCCUGCUCGCCGCUGGUCUCGGACACUCACUUCCUGCCGGGCGACACCUUUGCAAGCCAGAUGGGGUCCGGUGGGUCGGGCCUGGACCUUCACAGCAGGCUGGCGGAGCUGGAGCUGGACUCGGAGGAGAAGCUGAACCACAACGUUCUGAGCGACGGGGCAAAAGCUCGACAGCUUCAAGGGGCGGGGCCAAAGAAGACGGGCGUGACCUCUGCGGUAUCAGACGAGUCCGUCGCCGGGGACAGCGGCGUUUACGAGCCGUCAGAGAGGAAGCCCGGCCUGUCUGCAGAACUGUUCCACGGCUCGGAGGAGGACAGACUGGCGCCGGGCUGCUCUCAGGUGCAGCUCGGCUUCCGUUACGAGUCCAGAGAGCAGCGCUUCACCGUCUCCAUCAUGCAGCUGCUCAACUGCAGCGCCCUCUGUCUGCCGCCGGAGCAGAGAACGCACGUGCGCGUGGCGAUGCUGCCGUGCACGCAGGCCACCCGCUGUCUCUUCCGAACGCGCAGCUGGCUGCCGCAGGACGUGGUGCUGCUCAACGAGGUGUUCGGCGUGCAGAUUUCCCACAGUGCUUUGCGGCAGAAGACCCUGAGGGUUGAUGUCUGCCACGUCAGCAAGUCGGGCCACGAGAAGUGUGUGGCGGGAGCUCAGAUCAGCAUGGCUGAUGUCAGCUGUGUGGAGGAGAGAUGCACCCGAUGCUUUAACCUGCUGAGCCAUGUCCACAACACACCUGAGAGGGCCAACAAGGACGAGGACGGUUCUGCACAGAGUGACGUUUGCAUCAGUGCAGCAGCUAAAGAUCCCGAGGACGAGUGGCACAGCGACCCUUUUGAGCCUGACAUGUUUGAAACAAACUGCGUGGAGGGGGCGGGGCCUCCGGAUGCAGAGGAUGGAGCUGAUCCAUACAACAGCCAAUGGGAGACGCAGGAAGAGGAGGAGAAGGUGAACCCACCCCCCCCUCCUUCAGGCGCCAUGACAGAGAGGGUCAAUAAGGAGACGAGCACGGAGAACCCGAUGGCGUCCCAUUCCUGCUCCGUGGUUCGGCCCAAAGAGAGGCGGUCCGACGUCCAGAACCCCUUCAUGAGGGGCCACACCAUCAUCCGCUCCAAGACCUUCUCUCCUGGACCUCAGAGCCAGUACAUCUGCAGGAUCAACCGCAGCGACAGCGACAGCUCCACGCUCUCCAAGAAGUCUCCGUUUGUCAGGAACGCCUCAGAGAGACGCAGCAUGCGCAUGAAGAAGCCUUCGGUGCAGGCCAAAAGCCUGGACGGCCUCCUCCAGACCUCCCUGGACCUGGAGCUGGACCUGCAGGUGUCCCGGACCCGGCAGGCCCGGCUGGCCCAGGAGCUGCGGGUGCUGCGGGAGCUGAAGAAGCAGCUGGAGAAGGCGAGGAUGGAGGGCCAGAAGGAGCUGCCGGGCUGGGUGCAGGAGGACGAGCGCUUCCGCCUCCUCCUCAGGCAGGCGGAGAAGCAGACUCCUGAGGAACUGCUGCACGAGAAACGAGUGGAGAAGAUGAUGAGGACGGCAACCAAGGACGUCCACAAGAUCAGAGGCCAGAGCCGGAAGGAGCUCCCUGAGAUCCAGACCUUCAGGGAGAAGAUGGCGUUCUUCACCCGGGCGAAGGCCUGCAUCCCCGAGCUGCCGGCGGACAGCGUGUAGAGAAGCAUUUCAAAGUAUUGAGGGACGUCUGGUUCUCCAGCGUGACCAGAGCUCUGCUCGUGAAGUCUAGAGCGUAGGUAGGAAGGAAGUAUGUGGCGGUCCCUGGUGAGGGCGCCCUCUAGUGGUAGCUCCGCCUCUGACCUUCAGUUUACACAGACUCAGCCGCCGUUCCUGCAGGCACAAGGCUUUUAUUGUGAAAUCAGGCAGGAACGGCGCCGUAGUGAUGGAGGUGGUAUCGAACGGCUGUCAGUCACGUGUUUGACGGCGUUCUGAAAGCACAACGACCUUCAUGUUUCCUCUCCUAAACAACAACAGAUUUCAGCUUGUUGACAUUACAGUUCUAAUCCUUCAGAUUAUUAGUUUUAAAGUUCUUUUAAAUCUAAAUCCAAGUAUAAGUUUAUUUUUGGGCUCAUUAAAGCUAAAGAUGACAGAUCCGGUAACCUCUGUCCAGAACCAGAACCACAGGAAGUUCUGAGCAGAAUCGUGUCAAGAAUUCAUCUUCAUUGGUAAAAAGUGUUCGCUCACGCGUGACGGAUCGACGUCUCCAUGACGACCGUCCGCUCCAAACCCAACCAGGGUUUAGCUAAAGAGUCGUUUGGAUCACAAAGGUUCUGCAAAGACUCAGAAGUUUGUCAUGAAAGCCGCCGUGAUGGUGUCGGCGAGAAGAUGCUCGUGAAACAUCAAAGGCUUUGGUUCCGCCAUUUGGCCACGCCCACAUCACAGUCGGUGAUCUGGCGAGUUAAAAGACAUUUUUGAUGUGCAACAGGAUAUGAAUGAUGGAUGUAGCUAUGAACAUCAGCUGAUGUUCUGAACCUGGACGUUCUCCAAUCAGAACAGCUGCCCCUCUCUUAUUUUGAAGGUAUUCUCUCACUUCCUGCCACAUCUCCUCUGUUGUGUUCUGGUCUCUUCAUUUUUCAUCUCUAAAAGGUUCUGAGUUGAUCAGAGAUUCAAACUCGACCCGGAGCCGGGAAGCUCCAUCCGGACAGAACCGGUCGUUCUGGGUGAUGUUCUUCGGGGUAACCCAGUCUGAACAUGAGGGAGAUGUUUCCUAAAGUUCUGAUAAACAGUUGGAGUUAUAAACCAACCGUUUAGAUCAUGUAGAUACACAUCCAAGUCUGGACAGAAACUCAACACAACGAUGUCAGAGGAGCUGUGGGGUCGUGGUAAACGUUAGCUUAGGUGCACUAACGCUCGCUAACACUCAGGUAGAAGAUGCUAGUCUGAUAGUUGGCACUUUAACGGCCUUUAGGAGAAGAUGAAACGCUUUAGAGGAAGUCCUGCUCUGGAAUGAGUCACUGUCCAAGCACACAACGGUCGUUGAAACACGCAGGAAGUGAAGAUCAGACGUCUUUUCUAUUGAAUGUAUGAUUGUGAAGAAAACUGUCCGGUCAGCUGACAGGAAGUCAGAUGCUCCACCUCUUUUCUGACUGGCUGACGGGAAAAUGUGAUUUUUUUUUUCCUUGUGUUUCUACGCUGUGGUGGCGUGUUUUGUCUUUCGGGUCCAGACUUGGAGUUCUGGACGUCAUGAGGAGCACCAGCAUCACGUUAAGUUCCUGCUUUGAACCAAGUUUGGCCUUUUAGCUUCAGAUGUGAAUGUUUCAGCUCUGAGGGUGGAGAGGAACGAGACGUUUCUGCUGCCCCCUAGUGGCCACACUUCCAACCAAAAGCUGUUUUUUCUGCUGUCUUUCUCCAGAAUGUGAGCGUUCAAGCUCACAGGAAGUGUUGGUUUGUGAACAGGAAGCUGCGACCGCGCUGCAGGAAGUUCCUGCCAGGAUCAGUGGACCGUCUGCUCAGUUUAGACCCAGAACAUCUCAAGUUCUUCGUGCUAGGGGGCGCUGUAGGCGCUUUGACAGUGAGGUGGAAUCGUCAUGAGAGGAUUUUGGUUACAGAUGCGCCUCAAAAGUAAAAGUUUCUAUUUUUUAAUAUUUUACUGCAGAACUCGUUGAUUAUUAUUGUUCAUAUUUAGUUCAUAUCUAAAAACUAGAUUUAAAUCAAAAAACAUCAAAUAUUUUCAUUUUUACUGGUAAAAUAAUUCCAGGAAUCAGAAGUUUAUUGAUCUGAUCCAUAAAGUUCUGGAUCUUAACCGUCACCUUUAGAGCCAGACGGUCUGAGGAGGUUCUGGAGAAACACUCCAGACCUGAUCUUUACUCUUAGCUCCAGAACGUCGUUGAACUUCUCCUGGAGUUCAGCAGCACCAACAGGCUUCAGUUUUACUCCUUAAAGGGACGUCUGAAGGUCCUUGUGAGCUGAGUCGUCUCAGAGAUCAGACGUGUUGAAUCCAGAGGAAACUUCGCUGGUCUAAGUUCAGAGCCCUGAGAAAGCUGAGCUCUGAUUGGACGGUUCAGACUGAUCAGGUGAGGCGACUUCCUGCAGGUGAACGCACCAAACCUCCCCUUAGCCAGGUGUCCUCAGACGGAGCUGAAACAUUCUGACGUUAAAGCGUCUGAAGAUGUAGAAGAAAUAAGGUUUCCUGAGAGGACGGUUUGUAAACGUCCCGUCAUGAAUCUGGACCGCCGAGGAACCGGCCGACACGCAGCAUGUAUUUAUUGCACUUCCGGGGUGUGUUUGUUUCCUCCUGAUCCGCUCGUUUGGAGUCCAGAGAAGCUGUGAAUGUGAUCCUCAGACACUGAAGCUCAACAAGAAAUGUAAAUAUCUCACCAGCACAGAGAAGUCCUCAGAUGUACGUUUUUGUAGUUUCACAACAAAGAAAUAAAAACUUCUCUUCUGUC